UUAGGUCUCAUCUCCUAAUCCUCAGCACCCCGGGCCCUACUCUGCCCUCCUCCUUCCCCUCCCCCGUUCCGCAGCUUUCCGUUCGCUGCCUGCCCCGCCCCCGUUGCCCCUGGCGGCUCUUUGUUGACUUCCGGGAGCUGGGGCGCGCGCUCCCCCGCCGAUGCCUGGAGCCGCGGCAUGGGGUCCGUGGGGGCUGCCAAGGAGGAGGACGGGGCGCAGCCUUAGACCGGGCCGAGCCGCCCCCGACAUGGGGGAGCCCGAGGAGCUGGUGCCCGAUUCAGGUGCUGUUUUCACUUUUGGAAAAAGCAAGUUUGCAGAAAAUAUUCCCAGUAAGUUCUGGUUAAAAAAUGAUAUACCUGCAUAUUUAUCAUGUGGAGAUGAACAUACUGCUCUUAUAACAGGAAAUAAUAAACUUUACAUGUUUGGCAGUAACAAUUGGGGCCAGUUAGGAUUAGGAUCAAAGACAACAAUCAACAAGCCAACCUGUGUAAAAGCUUUAAAACCCGAAAAAGUAAAAUUUGCUGCAUGUGGAAGGAACCAUACCUUGGUGUACACAGAAGAGGGGAAUGUAUAUGCAGCUGGAGGUAAUAGUGAGGGGCAGUUGGGACUUGGUGACACUGAAGAAAGAACUACUUUUCACCUAGUCAGCUUUUUUACAUCCCAGUACAAGAUUAAACAGCUCUCUGCUGGAUCCAAUACUUCUGCUGCACUAACUGAGGAUGGGGACCUUUUUAUGUGGGGUGACAAUUCUGAAGGGCAAAUUGGUCUAGCAGAUGAAUCUAAUGUGUGUGUUCCUUGUCAAGUGGUCAUUGGAAAACCUAUCUCCUGGAUCUCUUGUGGAUAUUACCAUUCAGCCUUUGUAACUGCAGAGGGUGAACUCUACACAUUUGGAGAACCAGAGAAUGGAAAGUUAGGUCUGUCACCUGAGCAACUGAAAAAUCAUAGAAUUCCCCAAUUGGUUCUUGGAAUUCCUGGGAAGGUGAAUCAAGUGGCUUGUGGUGGAGGACAUACAGUAGCUUUAACAGAGGAAGAAGUAUAUACAUUUGGCCUUGGACAGUUUGGUCAAUUAGGUCUUGGCACUUUUAUAUUUGAAACCCCAGAACCAAAGGUUAUUAAACAUCUUCAGAAUCAGAAAAUACAUUACAUUGCAUGUGGGGAAAACCAUACAGCUUUAAUAUCAGAUACAGGCCAUAUGUAUACUUUUGGAGAUGGUCGACAUGGAAAAUUAGGACUUGGACAGGAAAAUUUUACUAAUCAAUUUGUACCCACGUUGUGCUCUAAUUUUUUGAAAUUUAUAGUCCGUCUGGUUGCUUGUGGUGGAUGCCACAUGCUAGUUUUUGCUACUCCAAGGCUCAACAAAUCUGAAGAAAUUACGGAAGAAAAAGUAAACGAUAGUGGCUUGACUGUAGUUUCUUCUCUUGGUGAUGAUCAGCCUUCAGGAAACACCUUGCAGAGAACAUUAUCUGCAAGGUCACGAAGAAGAGAAAGGGAAAAUUCACCAGAACAGCACGGUCGAAUGAUAAGAACUCUACCCCCAUUGGACGUUCCUUUCAAACCACCAGUACAUGCCUCUGGCAGUACAGUCUCUCUCAGGUUCCCUAUAAAUAAUCAUCCUGAUGCAAAUACAAGUAAUGAAAUUGAAAACCUACAAUUGUCUGAAGCAGAUGAACUAACUCAAGAGAAAGAAAAAAAUAGUUCUUCAGCAGAAGAGUCAGAACCUGAAAAUGAGCAGAGAAGCCUUGGAGAUACUACUGAUGUUCUAAAUAUGACACAUAUGAUGAGCCUAAAUCCCACUGAUCAAUCUUUAAGACUAUCACCAAUUCAGAAACAAAAGAAUCUUGAAACAACCGAGACAGAGAAGAAACAUGAAUUUUAUACUGAAAACAAUUCUGAGACUGAAUGUGAAAAAGUUAGCGAAGUUGAAGAGAUGUCAGAAACAAGCAAAGAGGGGCAGACAGAGAAUGAGUCUUUGGAGGAGGAGGAGGAGAUGCUUAUGAAGGAAGCAACAGUAGCUAAGCCACUUUCAGCCAAGCCCAUAAAUAGUGACCCAGCCCAGUUUGUACCAAAAGCAAACCCUGAUAAAGAAAUUUCAAAGAAAGAGACACUUAAAAAUGAAGAUGAGUUAAUCAAUAUUGGUGAGAGCUGUGAGAGAGUAUUGGAGGAGGAAAGUGAUAAAGGAAGUACUCUGAAGAAUUUAGAAACAAUAGAAAUAGCUUCUGACAAUGAAACAGAACAAGACACAAGUCAGCAACUAGAAAUGGAAGUUCUUAAGGAAGAAGGGAAGGGAGGAGAGGACUUAGAAAAUAAUGAUAAUAAAUCAUCUGAUGGUCCACAGGAGCAAGAUGAAAAGGAGGAACUUCCCCAGAGUGAACAUAGUGGGACAAGUGAAAUUAAAAUUAAAGAUGAAGAAAAUGAAGGCUUUGUUGAAGAACUUACAGAUGAGAAACAAGAUAAAAGCUCUGACAAUGAAAAAGAAUCUUUAGUAGAGUCAGAAAACAGCAAGGAGGGUGAAAAUGAUAGUGAACAGGAUGUGGUUGAGAAUGUUAAGCAAUCUCAGUCAAAUAAGGAGUGUUAUAAUGAAGAAAAAGAAGAUAGUGAAAAGAUAGAUGACCAGCUGUGUAACCUAGAAGGUAGUGAGCAAGAGAACGAGGAACAGGCUGAAGAGGAAAAAAUAGAAGUAGAUGCCAAGGAUGAUGGUGGAGAUGGCCAAGUGCUAGAGAUGCAGGAAGAAGAAAAGAUGGUGAAGGGAGGGGGGUCAGAGGAGGAAGAGGAGCAUGAAGAAGCUUUGGUUUCCUUAGAUGAGGAAAAUAUGGCUAUAAAUGAAGCAGAAGAGGAAGAAGCAGAGCCAGAGACAGGUGAAGGAGAGGAAAAUGCAGAGGUGAGUGAAGUAGAGGGAAAUCAGUGGGAAAUGGAAGGAGGGGAAGAUGAGCUGGAAACUACUGAGAAUAGAGAUGAAAGAGUAUGUGAGGAAGAGGGUCCUGAAGUCAACAAAGGACCAGAGUGGGGGAAGGAGGAAGAGGAGGAGGAGGAAGAAGAGGAGGAGGAAGAAGGGGAGGAGGAAGAAGAGGAGGAAGAAGGGGAGGAGGAAGAAGAGAUAGAUAAGAGAAAGAUAGAGAGAUUGGAUGAGGAAGAGGAAGAAGAGGAAGAGGUUUGGUGGGGGGAGGAAGAGGACUGGGAUAAAGGAGAGGUAGAAGAUAAAUUUAAGGAAAAUGAGGAAGAAGUAGAGGAAGAGGAGGAGGAAAAGGCUGAGAAGGGAGAGGAGGAGGAGUUGGGGGAGGAGGAAGAAGAGGAGGUGGGGGAAGAGGAGGAAAAAGAGUUAGAGAAAGAAGAGGAGGGGGGAGAGGAAGCUGAGGAGGAGGAAGAGGAAGAGGAAGAAGGGGAAGAGGAGGGGGAAUAUGAAGGAGAAGAGGAAGAUGAUGAAAGGGGGGGUGAAAAAGAAGACCAUGAAGAGGAGGGAAAGGGUGGAAAUGAGGAAGAGAAAAAGGUGAGUCAAAUAAAAUAUGACAAAAAUAAACUGUACCUAAGAAACUAUGGUACUAAGUCAGAGAUGAAAGACAAUAAUGUGCAGAGGUCUAAAAUGAAAUCACAGUCAAAGCACCAUUUGGUGAAUGGAUUAUCAGAUUCAAAACAAUUUUGGAAUAAUGUUCUCCCUCAUUACCUGGCACUGAGGUAGUGGAUUUGAAAUUCUGGUUUAAUAGUGUAGUAUUCUACCAAACAAGUUCAGAAUUUGGGGUUUUACCAACUAAAUCCUUAAUGCAAUGGUAAUUAAAUGGAUUCCAUUAUUAUUACUGGGGCCAACUUGGGGCUUUAGUAGAUUUUAUUAAAUAGUUAGAUAAUUAAAAUGUUAUUUUGCCUUUUAUGUAAAUUUGUAACAUAAUAUAAAGGUGAUAAUAAGUAGGUAAUUAUCCUUAAUGAGGAGGAAUUUAGGAAAUGAUUUAAAAUGUACAUAAUUAUUUGCCUAUACAAAUUAUCAUAAUUUUAAAGAGUAUACCUUAAGGAUUCAACAUUUUUUAAAAAUGUCUGAAAAUCUCAACAAAUUUUCUACCCUAGAUUUCAAUUUUGGAUUUGCCUGCCAUCUUUAUUGAUUUUAUGAAAACAUGGCAUUAAAUUUAAAACUCUAAUUGAUAAGGCAGAUUAUAAAGAAACAAGUACUAUCAUUUUAUUUUCUUAUAUAUUUAUAGGUUUCCAUUUCUAAAAUCCUUUAAUUAUUUUCUUUUACAAAAGUCAUAGUUGCAUUCCUUCAUACUAAUCAAUAAAUCUUCUUUAGAGUAUUUUUUUUUCCAUUGAAAUGUGGCUUAAGAUUUGUGUUUAUUCACUGAGGGAAACAAUAAUUUGCACCAAGAAAAUAAAAAAUAAUCCUCAUUUUAUUAAUUUUAAUACAAGUGCACAAUACCUUCAAGAAAUAGUUGACUAGGGGGCAGCUAGAUGGCGCAGUGGAUAGAACACCAGCCCUGGAUUCAGAAGGACCUGAGUUCAAAUCCUGCCUCAGACAUAACACUUACUAGCUGUGUGACCCUGGGCAAGUCACUUAACCCUCAUUACCCUGCAAAAAAAGGAAAGAAAUAGUUGACUAGGGAUAAUGGAUUGGUUAUUUUCUGAGUAGUCACCAAACUGGUUUAAAUCUAUACUUGAUUUUAAAGAAAUAAUUUCUCUAAAUGUUUAGCAUUUUAAAAUAAUGUUAAUUUUCCAUGAAUUAUUGCUAUUAAUUUUAAUUGGGCAGAAUAAAGGUCUUUUGCUAUUUCGUAUUCUCCAACUAUCCAAACAUCUGUACUCUACUUCAUUCUCUGUUUAUUAUGUGUUCUCAAUAUAUUCUUCAUUGACUCCUGUAUUCUUCAUUUUUAUCUGCUUUUCAUUGGAAUGUUUCAAAUAAAACACUUGCUUAAAUUUGCAUAAUUAUUACUUUUUUUAAAAAAUAAGUUAAUUUGUAGAUUCAAUUUUAGCUAAGUAGCAUUUACACUAGUUAUUUUCAUUUUCCCUUAGUUGAACCAGGAUAUAUAACACAAUUCAGGUUAUUUGCUCUUAAUUUACUCCUAAUUCUUUUUAACUUAUCACUUUUCCUAUUUCUUCUUCAUUUUAUUUGAGAGGAAUUCUUGCUCUUUAAUAGGAAUUAUUACGGUGAGUGGACUUACUAUGAAUUUUGUGUAAAGCUUUCUAUGUAUGAGUCUUUAAAAAUUAGGAUAGAAUAAAUAUGUGGAUAAUGAUAUGGGUGAAAGAUUAAGGGAAAAGCAAGGUGAAGUUGCCAGAAGCAGAAUUACACGUUUCGACUGUGAUAAGAAUCACUUAUAUCAAAUCUAAAUUGAGUUGAAACAACCUAUAUAACAAAUUAUAUAACUAGACCAGUUUAUGUUUAUCUAUAAUUGUAAUGUAACAAAACAUCAAACAUUAAGUAACCAGAUUCAAUAGUAAAUUUUAAAAUUCUGUUACAUGCCAUAGUUCUUGGAAAAGGUGCAUGACAAUUUGGACUCAACAAAAGGAAACCCACUAGAUGGGUAUGUAACUGAAUAGAGUUCAUACUCAGUUGAUAGACAUGAAUCUAUGCCUGCUUCCUUUUGGUUCAUUCCCACCAAAAUAGCUACACACUAAAUAAUAAGUAUUCACAUGAGCAGAAUUUUUGGAGGAAAAUCACUUAGUCUACAAUAUAGUCUCAGCUUUGACUUUUUUUUUUUUUUUUUUUUUUUUUUGCAGAGC
Dromiciops gliroides (monito del monte) is the source of this 5688-nucleotide messenger RNA. RefSeq names its product retinitis pigmentosa GTPase regulator (gene RPGR). Gene Ontology annotation, biological process: ubiquitin-dependent protein catabolic process; protein ubiquitination; visual perception. Gene Ontology annotation, cellular component: photoreceptor outer segment. Gene Ontology annotation, molecular function: ubiquitin protein ligase activity. The transcript has 14 exons. Lineage: Eukaryota; Metazoa; Chordata; Mammalia; Microbiotheria; Microbiotheriidae. The coding region runs from base 161 to 3673 and encodes 1170 amino acids. The record is from RefSeq and is a predicted model, not a curated record.